Molecule: messenger RNA, 3501 nt
Organism: Saccostrea cuccullata (small rock oyster)
Lineage: Eukaryota; Metazoa; Mollusca; Bivalvia; Ostreida; Ostreidae
Product: regulation of nuclear pre-mRNA domain-containing protein 2-like
Exons: 9
Coding region: 208-3219 (1003 amino acids)
Biological process (GO): mRNA 3'-end processing
Molecular function (GO): RNA polymerase II complex binding
Source: RefSeq, a predicted model, not a curated record
UCCAAUAUGGUUGACCACCACAAGUCCAGGAGCAAGUUACAUUUCUGCUGCUUUUCUCUUGCCAGGAAUCAUUUUUCUUCAAAGCGAUGUUGACAAUUGAAAUCUAGGAUAUUUAUCUUAAUAAUCUGCAAUGCAUUUAAAUGGACAUUGAUGAAUAACUUUUAAAUAUCGCUUCUAAAGUUAGGUUUAUUUAUCAAGCUGUAAAACAUGGCGUCGCCUUCUCUUAAAAUGAGUGAAGAAAAUUUGGAAAAGAAGAUGUUAAAUGUAUCUAAUACACAAGACAGUAUUCAAAGCCUUUCACUUUGGUUGAUACACCACAAAUCCCACCACAAACGUGUAGUGGAUGUGUGGCUAAAUACCUUUAAAAAAGUUCCAUCCAAGCAGAAGCUGGUGCUGUUCAACCUAUGUAAUGAUGUUUGUCAGAAUGGAAAAAGAAAGAGGGCUGGUAUCUACAUUGAGAGCUUUAAGAGGGUGCUGACAGAAGCUAUCCCACAUUCUCGUGACAAGUCAAUCCAGCCAAAUAUAGGCAGAAUAUUGAAAAUAUGGGGAGAAAGAAGCAUCUUUCCAAAGGGUUACUUAGACGAGCUGACAGAAAUGUUAAUGAAAGAUUCCCCAGCCCUGACUCCAUUGGGAAAUAAUGCUGUCAGCCCUGCCACCCCAGCUGGAUCCACCCCGGCUACUCCCACACAAGCAUACAAACCAACAGCAAAAAUAAAGGAUGAGGAAAAGAUACUGGCAGAAUUCAAGCCCCAGAUACUAAUUGAUAAGAUCAACAGCUACAAAAGAUUGGAGGGAGAAGUGGAACUCAAAUUCAAACAGAUCUCAAGUCUAAAGCUGGAUGCCUCCAGUGUAGAGGCAGUCACACAACUCAAAGACCGAGCCCAUGGGAAGCAGUUCAGUCAGCAGUUUGAGGACUCGUGUUCUAAGCUGGAGAAUUACGUGUCCAGCGCCGAGCAGCAGAUACAGGAACAGAAGGUGAUGAUCGAGCUUCUAGAACAGAGUCAGGUGUUUUACGAUGAGCAGUACCGCGAGGCCAGGAUUGUAGCUAAUGCCUACAAGAACUUUGGGACGCGGAUCAACAAUCUGCGUAAGAAGUUGGAGGAUCUGAUGAAGUCCCUCCCCAGUCCCGUCCCCUCCCCCUCAUAUGACGCCCCGUCUCCAGGCAACACCCCUCCCUUGGAGGAAAUUGACAACACAGAGGCGGUCGAUAUGGACCUAGACGACGAUGAUAAUCCAGGGGCCAGCACUAUUCUGGCUGCACAGCAGUCUACUAGCAUCAGUAACAGUGUGGGUCCAGCUGAAAGUGAAGUGUAUGAUCCGGAGGAACAAAUGCCCUCAAAACCUAAAUAUGUUGCUGGACCAAAUGCACUAGAGUCGAGAAUAGCCACAAUGAUACCAUCACUCCCCACGGGCAGUGUCCAGCACACCCCGGCGGUCCAAACGGGCAGCAUUCACCAUAGUGUGGACCCGCGAUCUCAACUGCCACCACUAGCAGACAACCCUCCUGUCUACAUCCCCCCAAAACCUGCAGUCAUCAAGGUGCUACAACAAGAGGGAGGUACCCCCACAAAAGACGAAGGCAGUUCAACCCCGGUCAUGGACGAAAAGGAGGACUCUCCCCCUAGAUCACAUCAGAAUCCUAUUGAUUUUCUCACUCAGAUUCUGUCAAAAACUCCUAAAGCCUCCACUCCCAGUUCUAAUUUUCUUCAAAAUCUUUCUCUGCUCACAAACACAGUGAAAUCCCAGUUUCAGCACAACAAAGAUGUAAAACAACCCCAGGCACCUCUCCAACCCCCUGCGUCGGAGGCACCCAACUCUUGGGCAGAAUGGAAGGCUCAGAUGAAACCAGACGAGGUGCCACAGCCAGUGGCUCCAGCUUUGGGAGUGCUACAGGCCAAUCCACCACCUCGUCUGCCACCACCAAUGUUUUCACAAAUGAAUUCUAUGUCAUCAGCACCACAACCAAUCUCUGCACCUGCCCCCACUAUUGUUUCCCCUCCAAUUAUUUCUCCUCCUAUGGGUGUGGUCAGACCACCCCCUCUUCAGGCCCCUCAGCCUAAUUUCAUUCCUCAGCAAGCAUCCAGCCCAGAGGCUUGGAAUCCUAGACCCCCAAUUCCUCCACAGCCAUUUCCCACUCAGCCUAAUUUUUCUGGGGGAGGAUUUCAGGUGGGUCAGGGGGACAGGGUUUCUCCAACAUGGAAUCCACCAAGUGCUCCAAAUUCUGGCAGAACAUCACCAGGAUGGAACCCUCCCUCUGGACCCCAGAAUCAUUCCAGCCAAGUUUGGAAUCAGCCAGGAGCUGGGCCUCCACCUGGAAACAAUUGGAAUCCCCCAGUCAACAAGACAGAGCAGAAAUGGGGGAACCAGGGUGAGGGGGCGUGGAAUCCGCCAUGGGACCAGAAGAAAGAGGCUACCCCCACAGAAGAUGAAUCGUCUGCAAACGUGUCUUCACUCCCUCCACCACCCAAGGGAAUUUUACGAAACAGGAAGUCUAGUCUUAAAGAGGUGCCAAUAACGCCUAGUGAAUCCCUAGAGGAUAAUUCUCUCCCGGUUCCCCCUGGGGAACCCCCUUCACCCACAGAAGGCAAGCCCAAACCAGCAGCUAAGGAUAAAACUGCCAACAGUGCACCUGAUGAUCACAGAGAAUUUUUGGAGAAACUUAAAAAGAAGACCACAGGGGGUGCAGGCAGUAAUCUCGUAUCUCCUCCGGUUAUUGAGGAGAAUGUUGAUAAAGCCCCAGCCAAGUCUAACGUCUCUAAUGUCCCAGUGACGGAUUAUUCAGAAAAUAAUAACUCUUUCCCUGGAUCCAACACAGGGGAGCAAAUGGAGGAAGAACAAGGCAUAUCUAAAAUAGAGACUGUGAGAGUGGAGCGUCGCUACCAGGCCAAACACGACGACAUUCGCUUGCCGGAGAAACCCUCAGUGCACAAAGACUAUAGAUACGAAGACAAUUACGAGAGACAUGAUAAUUAUGAGAGACAUGAUAACUACGAGAGACAUGAUAACUAUGAGAGACACGAUAAUGGUGGGUAUAGAGAUGACUAUGGGCCUCCAUUAAGGGGUGGUAGGGGUGGACCACAAUACAGACACCCUGGUCCGUACAGAGGGGGGCGAGACUCCGGGUGGAGAGAGCCCCCUUACAGGGAGAGGCCCGGACCCCCACCCCCCAGACACUACUACGAUCAAUAUAAUGACCAUAGAAGACCAUACUAUUACUGAAGUUAGAGUGUUUUCAAUUCUGUUUAUGUAUAUUGGUCAACUGGAAAUAUUAAGGGAGAUAAAUCUGAAUUUGUUGUAAUUUGAAAAAAAAAUGUCUAUGCAUGAAUAUAUGACAUAUAAUGAGCAGCUCUGUAAAAUUUUUAAAAGUCAGAAUACAAGAAUUGUAUGCUGCUUUUAUAUUUGAUUUAUGUGUUUUUUUCAUUGGUUCAUAAAUUCAUCUUGUCAUAAUUUUCUUCAUUUUACUUAGAAAUUUUCAACUAUGUUGAAAGCUGUUAAUUAAAA